Messenger RNA from Monosiga brevicollis MX1, 1365 nucleotides. RefSeq lists its product as uncharacterized. NCBI's taxonomy places the organism in Eukaryota, Choanoflagellata, Craspedida, Salpingoecidae. Gene Ontology annotation, biological process: mRNA export from nucleus; mRNA splicing, via spliceosome. Gene Ontology annotation, molecular function: ATP binding; RNA helicase activity; RNA binding. Bases 70 to 1365 code for a protein of 431 amino acids. The transcript is spliced from 7 exons. The record is from RefSeq and is a predicted model, not a curated record.
GGCUCAAGUUCAGUGGCAGCGACUCGCCCCCGGCAACUCUUCGGUUCCAUCCCCGCAGAAACCAAUACCAUGGCUGACAUUCACAACGACGAAGAUCUCCUCGAGUAUACCGAGGAGGCCGAGCCCGAGACCACUGGAACCAAGGAUGUUGCCAAGGACAAGGGCUCUUACGCUGGUGCCCAGACCGCUGUCUUCCGUGACUUCCUUCUGAAGCCCGAGCUUCUGCGUGCCAUUACCGAGUGCGGUUUUGAGCAUCCUUCUGAAGUGCAACAGGAGUGCAUUCCUCAGGCCAUUCUGGGCGGUGAUGUCCUCUGCCAGGCCAAGAGCGGUAUGGGCAAGACUGCGGUUUUUGUCAUCUCCACCCUCCAACAGCUGGAGCGUGAGGAGGGCAAGGUCAAUGUCCUUGUCUCGUGCCACACCCGUGAGCUUGCUUACCAGAUUGCCCGCGAGUACGAGCGCUUCUCCAAGUUCUUCGACCCCGUCCCCAAGACGGCUGUCUUCUAUGGUGGCACUCCCAUCGGCAAGGACGAGAAGGUCCUCCGUGACGAUGUCCCCAACAUUGUCGUCGGUACGCCCGGUCGCCUCAAAGCCCUGGUCAACUCUGGUGCCCUCAAGCUUUCCAACGUCAAGCACUUCAUCCUUGAUGAGUGCGACAAGAUGCUCGAUCAGCUCGACAUGCGCCGCGAUGUUCAGGAGAUCUUCUUGAAGACUCCCGUCCAGAAGCAGGUCAUGAUGUUCAGCGCCACCCUUUCCAAGACUUCGCGUGAAGUGUGCAAGAAGUUUAUGGAUGAUCCCAUGGAGGUGUCGAUCGAUGACGAUGCCAAGCUGACCCUGCACGGCCUCAAGCAGCACUACGUCAAGCUGCUCGAGGAGCAGAAGAACCGCAAGCUGCUCGAUCUGCUUGACGCCCUCGAGUUCAACCAGGUCGUCAUCUUUGUCAAGAGCGGCCGUCGCGCUGAGACCCUCUCGGCGUUGCUCCAGGACCAGAUGUUCCCCGCUACCCACAUCCAUGGUGGUCGCAUGCCCCAGGCUAAGCGCCUUGAGCGUUAUCAGCAGUUCAAGAACUUUGAGAAGCGUAUUCUUGUCGCCACCGAUGUCUUUGGUCGUGGCAUGGAUAUUGAGCGCGUCAACAUCGUCAUCAACUAUGACAUGCCCGAAGACACGGAGGAGUCAGAUGCCUCGGACACCUACCUCCAUCGCGUGGCCCGUGCCGGUCGUUUCGGCACCAAGGGUCUGGCCGUUUCUUUCGUCUCCACGGACGAGGAUGCCACCGUCCUGAACAAGGUCCAAGACCGCUUUGCCGUCCAGGUGACCGACUUGCCUGAGAAUUUGGAGAAGUCCCUUUACAUGGAGGAUGCUGCUUAA